This is a messenger RNA of Cyphellophora attinorum, 3321 nucleotides long. RefSeq names its product Copper-exporting P-type ATPase A. NCBI's taxonomy places the organism in Eukaryota, Fungi, Ascomycota, Eurotiomycetes, Chaetothyriales, Cyphellophoraceae. The coding region runs from base 1 to 3321 and encodes 1106 amino acids. The transcript is spliced from 3 exons. Gene Ontology annotation, biological process: copper ion homeostasis. Gene Ontology annotation, molecular function: copper ion binding; P-type divalent copper transporter activity; ATP hydrolysis activity. The record is from RefSeq and is a predicted model, not a curated record. Gene Ontology annotation, cellular component: membrane.
AUGCUUACGGUCACCUUCCUGGUCACCAAUCUACACUGUCCGUCAUGUGCGUCUCUGGUCCAAGAUGUUCUCGGUGCGGAGUUCCCAGGACUACGUGGGCCGGUCGAGGUAUCCCUGAUACGCCAGACGAUUCGAUGCUCGUUUGACGAGGCUGUGUCUGGUGUGGCUCAGAUCGCUACUGCACUGACCGACUCAGCCUUCGAGGUUCGGCACAUCACGGUUGAAGAUGCGAAUGGUCAACGCAUCGCUGAGGAGGAUUAUGCUCCGCCACCGCACCAUCAUACAGCAACAUGGUCUCGCAUGGAGCGCCGAACCCAGCGGGCUCAUAUCGACAAUUAUCCGUUCACGACUAUACAGCUCAUCAUCACUAGCUCGCCUGUACCCGGCGAUGUCGAGAAAGGGCCCAUAAACCAGGUCGCGGAUGCUGAAGCAGAGGAGGUCAAAGUCGUCGACGAUGGCAGCGAAGAACGUGAUUGUCUGGUUACGAUCGCGAUUGAGGGCAUGACAUGUUCUUCUUGUUUGGCAACUAUCACGCGUGGACUUGAGAACUUGCCCAUUGUGAGCAAGAUCUCCAUAGAUCUUGUUAGCAAUAGCGGUACUUUCACGAUCAAAGGCAAGAGCAAAGUUCAAGAGCUGAUCGAUGGGAUUGAAGACCUCGGAUAUGGAGCUGAAGUUGUGUCUACUGUGGAGGACAAGCCGAUGGCCAACGAUGUCGGAUCUACACCAGAAGCAACGCGAAACCGGGAGCGUCAACCGGAAAGGACUGUCGAGCUAGAGAUCGGCGGUAUGCAUUGCAACAACUGUCCAGAUCGGAUCGUGGAUGCGAUGAGCAGACUUGUAUCCGAGCCAGGAGGUCGCGAGGAUAGCAUAAAGAUCCUACAACGACCUACAAUCCGGAAUCCUAUCAUGCAAGUUGCGUAUCUGCCAGAUGGCGCUAUCAGUAUACGAAGCAUCAUUCGCGCUGUGGCCGAUGUCGAUCCAGCUUUCACUGUCGCUAUCUAUUCUCAACCGACCUUGGAGGAGCGCUCGCGACGUCUACAGCAGGCCGAGAAGCGGUCGAUCAUGUAUCGUCUGCUUUUCGCUGGCGUGAUCGCCAUUCCGACUUUUGUCAUCGGCGUGGUCUAUAUGUCGCUGGUCCCCAAACACAAUGGUACCCGGAUGUGGUUUGAAGAACCGAUAUGGGGUGGAAAUGUGACACGUAUCGAGUGGGCACUGUUCAUCAUCACGACUCCAGUGAUGUUCUUCGGUGCUGAUCUCUUCCAUCGCCGCGCUGCCAAGGAGAUCUGGGUUAUCUGGAAGCCCGGCAGCAAAUUCCCCUACCUCAAACGGCUGUACAGAUUUGGCAGUAUGAAUCUUUUGAUCAGUGCCGCUACCAUGGUCGCCUACGUGUCAUCGUUCGGAGUCUUGGUCGCCAAUGCUGUCCAAUCUCCAGCUCAUCAUGACACGAUGUCCAACACAUACUUUGACGCUGUUACAUUCCUGACUUUCUUCAUUCUUAUCGGUCGAUACCUCGAGGCGUACUCAAAAGCCAAGACAGGCGACGCUGUCACGAUGCUGGGUCAGCUCAAGCCUAGAGAAGCCAUCCUCGUCGAUGUUGAGGGGUCGUCUCAGGAUAGAGUACCGGUGGAUCAACUCGAACUGGGCGACCUUGUCAUGGUGCAGCGUGGACACUCACCACCAGCCGACGGGCUGAUAUUUGUUGAGGGAACAUUCUCAUUCGACGAAAGCUCGUUGACAGGCGAAUCAAGACCGGUGACGAAGCGCAAACAAGAUAUUGUGUAUGCUGGGACCAUGAACAUCGGCGACCCUGUAACCAUCAAAGUUAGCGAAGUGGGUGGCACAUCGAUGCUUGAUCAUAUUAUCUCCGUCGUACGAAGCGGACAGGCGAAGCGCGCACCUAUCGAGCGAGUCGCCGAUGUGAUUACUGGCUACUUCGUUCCCGUCAUCACUCUUCUUGCCAUCACAACAUGGAUCACCUGGCUCUCACUAGGUCUCAGCGGCAGCUUACCAGCUCCGUGGCUGGAUGGAAAGCAAGGUGGCUGGGCAUUCUGGUCCCUUGAGUUCGCGAUUGCUGUCUUUGUCAUCGCCUGCCCAUGCGGCAUUGGCUUAGCAGCGCCGACCGCGUUAUUUGUUGGUGGAGGCAUGGCUGCGAGAAGCGGCACCUUGACGCAGGGUGAGAUGAAUGUCGUUGACUGCGAUGACUACUCCGAUUGGUCUUCUCUCGUUGAUGCUGAAACGGCACUCGCGAUUGCUAAGGCAUUGGAAGCUACCUCAACGCAUCCCAUAGCUCAAGCUGUCGUCAAGCAUGUUGAGACUCUAACCUCGAAGGUAAGCUUGAGUGAGAUCAACGAAGUACCAGGCGAAGGCAUGAAGGCAAAGGUCACUAUACAAGACGAGAGUGGAACCCGGGUCUUCGAUGCAGCCAUUGGCAGCGAGGAUCUCACCGACAAGUUGAGCGAACAUGACGCUGAGUUCGAGAGCAAGUACGCUGGGACGGAGCAGUCUGACCGGGAUCACACCCUCAUCAACACAUCAUUAUACUUUAUGCGCAAAUCGAUCCAGAACCACCAGCUGCAAGGCCACUCCAUUGCUAUUUUGUCAAUACGUCCACCAGAAACAGUCACCAAUCGCUACUACGCAGUCACUCUGUUUGCAAUCGCAGAUCCCCUACGACCGGAAGCGCCAGCUGUAAUUGAAGGAUUGCGGUCUCGAGGCAUAUCGGUGCACAUGUGUACAGGCGACAAUCCCAUCACUGCACUUGCCAUAGCUACACAACUAUCUCUUCCAAUCACGCACGUGCGACCGUCUGCACUUCCGCAGGACAAAGCAGCAUAUAUCCAGGCACUCCAGCAAUCAGAAUACCAGAUGAGCUGGAACGCGGAGCACUACAACACAGAGAUUCAAGUAGCCAUCGCCGCCGCAAUGGCCAAGAAUCCAUACAUAGCACCAGCACCACAAAGUCAAGAUGCUGCACCAAAGGUCCCGAAGCGCCGCAUCAUCGCUUUUGUGGGCGACGGUCUCAACGACGCGCCCGCCCUCUCAGCCGCCGAUGUCUCCAUCUCCCUCUCGUCGGGCUCCGACAUCGCAAUCAACGCCUCGUCCUUCAUCCUCCUCCGCGCUGACCUCUCCCUAAUCCCCACACUGCUCAACCUCUCCCGCCGGGUCUUCCGACGGGGUGAAGCUCAAUUUCGCAUGGGCACUGGUGUACAACGUCACCCUUAUCCCUGUUGCCGCGGGCGUGUUCUUCCCGCUCGGAGCGACGAGCACGCAGGAGGGCUGGAGGCUGAGUCCGGUGUGGGCGAGUCUGGCAAUGGCGUGUAG